This is a messenger RNA of Peniophora sp. CBMAI 1063, 1419 nucleotides long. Lineage: Eukaryota; Fungi; Basidiomycota; Agaricomycetes; Russulales; Peniophoraceae. The record is from the annotation of a GenBank genome assembly.
AUGGGUCCCACCCUAAUUGGGCUCGACGAUGUUGCUCCUGCGACGUUGGAGAACCUACGCGACAUCCAGGCCGGAAAGUACUUCUUCCUGGCUGCGUUGACGGUCCUUAUAUACGAUCACGCGAAUACCUUUGCGGAAGAGGUAGAUCUCAUAUGGAAGAGGAAAAAGUCCUACGUACUUUACCUAUUUCUCACCGUGCGAUACUACGCUCUAAUCGCCGUAGCGAUUGUGGCAUUUGGUUACUUUUCCACCGCCAUGACACGCGAGAGGUGCUCUCAUUGGAUGUUGUUUUUACCUUUGGGGAUCACUAUACCUUUGACGAUCUUGCCAGGUAUCUUGAUGAUCGUGAGAGUAUAUGCCCUAUAUAAUCGCAACCUUUACGUUCUCGCCGGCUUGACCCUCACUCUUUGUCUCCAGACUGGAGCCGGGCUCUGGCAGUAUACAGUCAAGGGCGCAACACCUGCCCCAGACCCUCUGGAUAACUACGAGUACCAUUUUUGCAUAUAUCUGCCUCCCAAACGCAUCGGACAUCUUUCUACUCUGUUCAUCUCCCUGGAACUUGCCUUUGACUCUAUAGUCUUUCUCUUGACCAUCUCCCGUACUCUAUACAUGCAUUAUCUGGAUAGGAAGGAGAGAGAAGAUGGCGCUGGUUCGACACUUGUUCAAAACCUCAUUCGGGACGGUGCCUUCUACUUCGCGGUCAUCUUCUCCUUCAACCUCUCUUGGGUUCUGAUGAUCUCCCUGGCUCCGACCGGUCUUCGAGCCAUUGCCUCUGUACCAUCAGCAUGUAUUACGACGAUAAUGAUCUGUCGUAUCACGCUCAACCUUCGCACGACAGCUUACGGAGCCGCUGCUUAUGAUGAGCAAACGACCGGUUCUCUACAGCUUACUGAGAUGCCACGACGGUCUCGAUACCGCAGUAGUGCACGGCGCUCAUCGCUGCCCUUUGCGUCGACAAGCGUCACGUCGACUCUGCGCAUAGGGGUACAAGUACAAACACGUACGAAGAUCGAACGUGCGAACACAUACGGAACAUUGGAGGGCUCAACUAGAACGCAACGUCCAAGAGUCGUACGGUACGACGAUGCCGGUGAUGGAGAGUCCUACCUAGGGUUAGGCGAUGCCGCCGCACCGCCCGGCUCUUCCUCGCGGUAUAGUAGCUCGCCGUCGUAUGCCAGCGGAAGCGGCUGGCGUCUGAGCGAGCCGCCGUCUUUCGUUAGAGGUCAACUACGCGAGGCGGAGUAUGGCCCUGCUCCUGAAUCACCCAUCUCUCCGAGUUCAAACAUGACGACGUAUGCGUUCGCGAGUGUAGGAGAGUCUUCUCCGCGCGAUGAAUCCUUCCACCAUCUGCGCUCGACAUCCAGCACGACUAUUUCAUUGGCUGGGACUACAAGAUUGCGUCUUGAUUGUAUACAGUAA